This is a messenger RNA of [Candida] anglica, 2628 nucleotides long. Lineage: Eukaryota; Fungi; Ascomycota; Pichiomycetes; Serinales; Debaryomycetaceae. The record is from the annotation of a GenBank genome assembly.
GAGAGAGAGACACACACAUCAGAAAAGAAGAACCGAUAGAGCGUGCCACAGUAAUGCUAUAUAGUGGUGCGAGAAGAGUGACGGUGGCCGCGGUGCGGCCGGACGGCCGUGCGGCGGGCGCCACGAGAUCGAUCGUGGUGGUGAAGAAAAAGGGCGCCAAGCGUAGCGGCGGCGAUAGAAAAGAUCGGCGGACUAGAGAUGGUGCUGCUGCCAUGGGACCGGGCCGUGAGGAGUCUUCGCUCCAGGCAUGGGUCCGCAAGGAUGACCGGAGCAGACUAGACGCCGAGGAGCGAGCCCAUAGACGGAAGAUGCAGAGUCUUCGGGAGUUGACGGUGCGGGUCGCCCUGAUGGUGCGACAGCGUGAGCGCGAGGAUCGUAGGGCGUUGAGCCAAGAGGAAGAAACUCGGGCAUCACAGAACUUGGUUGGACCAGCGUCCGGUCCCUUGCCCGCAGGAUAUGUUGAUCUGGAGAGUCAGCGAGUGUUGGGGUUGUUGGGGGGACCAGAGGGUGGCAGGAGGUCAGGUGACCCGCAGGCCAUCGGUCUCUUGGGUCAAGCCGAGGGGGGCACCACAAACAUUGGUAUGACUACUAGAGGGUCUCUCUUUACCGUUCCGGCCGCAUUGGGCAUCCCAGAAAGUAUCCAACAACGCUUGGGGCUCUCGAUCCGAUACUUGGUGUCGGCAAAGCACCAGAACUGGCCGAUGGUUCUCCAACAAUUGGCCGCCGAGGGAGGGUUCAAGGGCCUCCCCACCAAGGAUGUACGGCAAUUUGUGCGGGCCAUGCCGCCGAAACAACUCAAGAAUUUGAUCCCCGUGGUGCAAGAGAUGUGUGCUGCCGGCGACGUGGAGGUGGGCCAGAAAUUGGUGGACUUGUUCAUCCAGGCGUUGGUCCAAGGAGGAGAGGUGGAUGCAAGGGCCAUGCAUGAGAUCAACCAGUGGAAGAGACACCUCCAGCGAGUCAACAAGGGCGGCAGACUCCCACGGUCGACGUACGAGUUGCUUGUGGCGGCGCUGGGGAAACAUGGCGACAUGACGCUGGUGAACGCAUACUUGACCGAGAUGAAGGCCAGAGGACUCGAACCCUCAGCAGAGACCUUCACCAACGUGUUGACCACCUGUGUUUACCGGGCCAAGGACCAUGGGCAAGCGGUGGCGAUUUUCGAGUCGAUGAAGUUUCUUUCGGCCCGGACCAAGCCCACGACCAAGAACUACCAGGACAUCAUUGUGCUGUACGUGAACAACGACCAGAUCGAGAAGGCGUUGGACUUGUACCAGGAGAUGAAGGUGGAGAAGAUCGGCAUGAACCAGCCGAUCAUGGUGGCGCUUGCGCGCGGGUGCACGACACGGGUCGAGCUCCGUAUGAAGGCAUGGGAGUUUAUGUUUGAAAUCUAUGAGAGACGUUGGGACCCCACGGUGGAGACGGUGGAGUAUUUGAUGUACUUGGCGGCCAAUGACGGCGAUUUGGCGUUGGUGCGGGCGUUGUACCGGAAGAUGAACGAGAGCCAGGAUGUGACCGAGAGGGCGUUCCUGUUCUUGAUGUUGGGGUAUGGGAAGAGUGCCGAAGAUGGAGAGAUGCCUGGGAUCACGUUCAAUGAGAGAGGAAGAGUGUUCCGGAGGAAUAUCUUGGACGAGGCGGAACGUGAGAUUUUCCAUGGAGGAGACGAGAAGGGUCUGAACGAUCCAGCAAAGAACAUCCCAUUCCUCCCGUUGGUUACACUUCAACUGGCAGCCCAAAGGGUGGCGGAGUCGAGUGCCAUGUGGGCCCACACGUUGAUUUUCAACGGCCGGUUGAUCAAUGAUAAGAACACUGACAUGUAUUUGAAGGUUGCCAUUGAACAUGGAGAGAUGGGUGAUUUCAUGGAGAGGUACGAGGGCUCAACUGAGUUGGAUAGGGAGGGAAUUCCGGGCAGUAGAGAAGUAGCAGAAUCAGAAACAGAAGCGUCAGCUUCUGUUGAGGAUUCUGAGAUAGUAGAGGAAGAGUCAGAGGUUGCUGAGAUAGUAGAGGAGGAGUCUGAAUCUGCUGAAGUGGUAGAAGAAACUGAAUCUGCUGCAGCUGGUGAGAAGCCAGUAAUCGAGGAGGAGCUCUCAGAAGUACUGGAGACUAGCUACAUCAUGGAAGAAUUGGAAGAACCUACCCAGUCAUUAUCCACCCCGCGCUCGAGUCUCACUUCACCAUUACUCCCCUUACUGACGAACAAGGUGGCCCGAUCAACCCGGAUCUACCAAACAGCACUCAGCGCCGCGGCCCGCUUCAACUCGUUUGAGUUUGCCCAGACCGUCUGGCAAGAGAGAGGUCAAUUCCGUAAAUCCACGGUCUUUUCUCGCCUCCCAAUUCGCGAGAGAGACGCCCAGGACUUCCUGUUUGCACAGAGCAUGGUGAGAUCGCUCACAAGGAUGGGAAUGCUCACGGACGCGAUGGCCGUGGUGGUGUCGACGGAGUACCAGUUCAAGUGGUCGUGGAAGGAGCUAAGCGAGUUGUACCACAGCGCACUCGAGGUUGGCGACGAGAGAAUCACCCAGACGUGCAAGGGGAUCAGUGGCCGGGCCUUGGCGAAGCACGAGGGAAGAAUCAGAAGAAAGGACUACAAGAGGUACGUCAUGGAAAGAGGAUAUUAAAUAGAACAAGAGC